CCUUCACUUCUUUCUUCUUCUUCUUCUUCACAAACCAGAACCGGUUUUUGUGAUUCUGGUUUUAUAAAUUACAAAGAAAACAAAAGAAAACAAAAUGUCUUUGGGGAAGAGGUCACGUGCUCCGAUGAGAAAAACGCCGAGCAUGACGGAGAUCACCUUCGAUCUCGGUGGCUCCGCCGGCGAACAAUUCCCGCCGUCGCUCGGUUAUCCAACAAACACCCAAAAAUCAGGGUACCAACAAAUGGUUUCCCCAAGAAAUUACAGAAGGCAUUCCAUUGAUCUACAAGAAAACACUAAUUUCCUCAGAGCUUGUUCUCUUUGCACUCGCCCGCUCGUUCCUGGUCGAGAUAUUUACAUGUACAGGGGGGACAAGGGAUUUUGUAGCGACGAAUGUAGGCAAAAGCAAAUGAAGCAAGAUGAGAGAAUGGAGAAGUGCAGUUUAGCAUCAAAGAAAGCGGCGGCGGCGGCGGCGGCGGCAGCGGCGGCAGCUGUGGCGGUGGUUUCUACAUCGGCUGCCGUUCCACCUCAGAUCUCCGGCAAGGGAGAAACGGUAGCUGCUUCAUAGUGUUGUUGUAUCUCUUUAUCUAUUAUCUAAGCAAUAUUCCCCAUAAAAAUUCAUCCCUCUUCUCCGAAGAAUUUUAAUUUCUUUCUUUAUUAUUGGGAAUGGAAAUGGGAUUAAUUCCUUUGAACAAAUUAAGAAAUGAACAAAAAAGAAAAAAAAAAAGGUCGAUUUUGAUGCCUUGUUCUCUUA
Benincasa hispida (wax gourd) is the source of this 751-nucleotide messenger RNA. RefSeq names its product FCS-Like Zinc finger 6-like. The record is from RefSeq and is a predicted model, not a curated record. NCBI's taxonomy places the organism in Eukaryota, Viridiplantae, Streptophyta, Magnoliopsida, Cucurbitales, Cucurbitaceae.